Oryzias latipes (Japanese medaka) is the source of this 3429-nucleotide messenger RNA. RefSeq names its product sorting nexin 19a (gene snx19a). NCBI's taxonomy places the organism in Eukaryota, Metazoa, Chordata, Actinopteri, Beloniformes, Adrianichthyidae. Gene Ontology annotation, cellular component: intracellular membrane-bounded organelle. Gene Ontology annotation, molecular function: phosphatidylinositol binding. The record is from RefSeq and is a predicted model, not a curated record.
AUGCAGAGGCUGCAGGUGGCAUAUAAUGAUGUCUUCAGGAUUUUAUUAAAAAGACCACAAUGGUACAACAUGAGUGAGAUGUUCUUUGUUGUAGGAGGCAACACCCUUUAAGCUUUUCUAAGUAAUCUUUUUUAUAGUUACGUUUAAUGUCUUAACGCGUCAGAGAAGGAAAUCAUUCUAACCGUCGGUAACAUCAGACACUUUUCGUUAUAGUCCCCAAUUUGGAGAAAGUGGUAUAAUCACCUUUUUAUACCUAAUAACCUUAAUAUGUUUCACUUUCAUUUUAUUCUUCUGUAUGUCUUAUGUUUUAUUCGUGGUGUUGUUGACAUUUGGACCUCUAGUCUGUACACAGAUUCCAGUCUAUUUGACAUUUUUUUAUGUCAAUGCAAAGAACUUGUUUUGUUCUAUUAUACAAAGAAGUAAGUUAACUACUGCAGGUCAAGUGAGGCAUUUCUUUCAGAGAGCUGUCCAUAUGGGCGGUGUUUGUCUCUCCUGAUAAUCUUUGCUGGAGGAUUAGAGCCUGUCUGUUCCUGCAGGAGGACACUAUUGGAUUCAUGCUAAUGGUCGUCCAUGUACAGUAAGCCUCAGGAUUGAAUCCACCCAGCAUCUGUAAUGCCUUGCUCUAGGGGCUCUGUUCAUUGGUCUCUAACAGAGUUAUUUGGGCAGCGGAAGCUGUUGGGACUUGGAGCUCUGCUGGCUUGGGUCGUCCUCUUCCAUCUCCUGGUCAAUGUUUGGCUCCUUUGCAUCUUCACAAGUCUCUUGGUGGUUUUUGGUGGCUGGCUUGGGUCCCGCGCCGCCUUGGAUGCCAACAGUCUUCUCCACUUGGAGCACUUUUUGCCCCUGGGUAAAAUUAACCCGCCUGUGCAUUCACCUGAACAGGAGUGGAGGCUAAACCAUGAGAUCCACAGCGCCGUUCACAAAGCGGUGCGCGACUUUGUGUCGUCGUGGUAUCGGACUCUGCUGCCCGAGGUGGAGGGAGAGUUCGAGCGUGCGGUGCGAAACUCAAUGCUGGACUCAGUGAUGGAGCUAAAGGAACGAGCUCAAAAAGUGGACCGAAAGGCAUUGGUUCAGCAGCUGCUGGAACUCUACGGGUGUCACCUGCAGAGCUACAUGACAGUAAAACAGAUUCAGUCAACACAGAGAGAGAGCGCUGAUCUGUGGCAGCUCUACAGUGAAGUGGAGUCCCCUCAUCCAGCUGUGAGCAAUGCAACUGCAGAACUCAACUACUCCAGAGCUUUGGUUAACAUUGUGUUGCAUAUUCUUGUCCCGUACCCCCAGAUGGAAACCAGGACUGGGGGUUACAUGGUUACAGAGCUUAUAACGUGCAACGUGUUUUUAACACUGAUAAGCAGAAUAUCGGAUCCAGACUGGCUUAAUCAGACCAUAGUAGAUUUGUUCACCAAAUCCAAAGAGCCUCAAAAAAUCAAGGAGGACCUCCCUGCCAAUGCUUUCUACAAGUGCCAGAAACAGCAGGAGUCCUGGACCACCUGCAGGUCUCCGUCUUCUGAUGAUCAAGCUGGUUUCUUCAACAAAAACACUUCUGAGACAGAUGAUGUUAAGAGUCAGAGAUCCCUCUCCAUUAUGGACUUGUCCCAGAGCAGUCGGACUUCUACUGAGAAAGUUCCCAGUUGCCACGCAAGGCUGCACCCAGCUUACAAUGUGAACUGCUGCUCCAACUCAACCAUGUCCAAAUUAAUCUCCAUGGACUCACUUAUUCCUUCAGACUCAGAAGAUGACCCCAGUGGAGGUUUUUGUGAAUGCAGUCCUCCCACCAACUUCUGUAGCCUGUUCCUUGUGAAGGAUGAUGAACCCUUUGGUUGCCUCGCCCCUCUUCGAAAUCUCGGACCAAAAGCAGUGGUACCAGAAGACUUCCAGUGGCCAGCAGGUAUAGCGCAAGAGAAAAGCCCAACUUUUCUUAGAAAAAAGCUUUGUUCAACGCCCUUCAAUUUUGAGGCCACCAGCAACCAAGCUGCCCCCUUGAACAUCCAGACCAUCCAGAUAUCUGGAACUGUCAGUGUGAGUGAGCAGCGCAGCACAGGCGCACACCCCUAUACCCUCUACACUAUAAAGUUUGAGACGUUACCUGAUGGAAAUGGCGCUGGGAAAGGACAAACUGCUGCAUGUCACACUGUCAACCGCAGAUACAGCGAGUUCCUUAACUUGCAGACGCGUCUAGAGGAAAAGCCUGAAAUGAAGAAAUUAAUCAAGAAUAUCAGAGGACCAAAGAAGAUGUUCCCUGAUCUCCAGUUUGGCUGUCCAGACAGCGACAAAGUAGAAGCUCGUAAAAGUCAGCUGGAUGCUUUUCUUAAACAAUUAAGCAGCAUUCCUGAGACCGCCAACAGUGAAGACAUGCAGGAGUUUCUGAGUAUCAACUCGGAUGUUUGCACAUAUUUUGGAAGGAAACCUUUCAGCAAGUCAAGGAUUGAUAAGAUGAUGGAAAAUGCUCUGGACACUCUGAGGACAGCUUUUCCCCAUCCUGACCUUCUUAGUCCAGUAGAAGAUGUUGAAGGAGAUAAUGAGGGGAGGACAAUGGAUAACAGAAAGUACAGGAGACUGUUCCCAAGCAAAGUUUCUCCAACUCUCAACAUCCCUGAUCUGCAUCCUAAAGUGACGUACUGCUACAGUGAAGGCAGCUCUGUUCUUAACGGCAUGUCUCUGUCCGGCCUGGAGAGUUUUGUCAGAGAGCAGGAAAGGCUUCUUUGUGGGCUGAAUGGGACAGAAACAACCAGGCAGAGCAGUGAUCUGCAUGGCAAAGAGAGCAAGCUGACAGGGAGAACUCAUGGGACAGACACAGCUGUGGCAGAUGUUGCUUUGAACAUCUUGUGUCUGCUCAUGAAGGACCAGUGGAGCUGGUUGUGUACUGAGAACAUUCAGAAAGCCAUCAGACUUCUCUUUGGGACUUUUAUUGAGAGAUGGUUAGAAGUAGGCACUGCACACCUCACCAGUGCCCAGUGCUGGGUGAUUUACCUACAGGUGCUGCAGGAAGCUGUGUGGCCAGGUGGUAUGCUUCCUGCCCAACCCCAGCCGGAGCGAAGUGCUGCAGAAAGAGAGGAAACCAAAGAGCAGUGUUUGCACUGUCUGAUGCAGCUGAUUCCUGAGUUUAUUGCUGAAAUGUUGGGCUGUGAAAAGUAUAAAAUGAGCCUGGAGACCAUGCUGGGGUCUCUACAAGACCAUCAGAUCAACAAGCAUUUGAUCUUCUGCAUGUGUGACCUGCUGCUGGAGUUUCUGAUUCCUGAGUCAUGUGACGAGGUUCUGCAGAGGUCUCUGCUGCAGAGCCUCCUGAAAGACACCGAGAAGGACAGUUCUCAUGUAUAAUCACUGUCAAAGUCAUACAAGGGGGAGAGUUGAUGCAAAUUCUGAGGCAACGGCCUAAAUGUUUUUUUAACCAAGUUGUUAAAUCUUUUUUUUAAAUAAUGUUUUACACAUUAA